AUGGAAGCUUCGAGGGAUCUAUUUAAAAUGUUAAUAAAAUCACAACAACCGCGGCUUGAUCUGGCCGACUUAGGUUUCAUUGUGGUCGUCUUGUUUUUUAAUUUUAUUUUUGAAGGUGUUUUUCAAUUGAUUGAUGAACUCGAGCGUGUUCGGCAGCUAUGGAAACACGCCGAGGAAGGCAAAAUAGGAGCGAAUGAGGAGCUUCUUCGGACAGAAAAGCUUUUAGAGUUUGUUUGGUGAAGUAGUUAAUAAAAGGAUGGUUUUUGUAGCGAAACGAAGAAGAAGUGCACAGCAUUGGAGAUGGAAAUAAAAGAGAUGCGAACGCAUAUGCGAUUGCUAAUGGAGGAAAACAAAGCGUUCAAAUUGGACCUCAACGUUUAUGAAACUCGGGAGCGUCAGUUGAAAGACGCGAUGAAGGUUUGAAAGUUUAUUCUCAAUUUCUGAGAUUAUUUAAAAAAAAAAAAUUGAAAUUUCUUUUCAAAUAAGUUUCAAACGUUUCUAAAGUUUCUCAAAGUAUAAUUUUUCAUGCACCGGAAGAAUGGGGCUUGAAUUCUUUGUUUAUGGAACAUUUUUUUAGUCUUCUUUUUUUAUCUGUGUGAGGUUUUUCAUUGUUAUUUCGUAUUCAACGACUUUUUUUCAGUAGAAUGAUCUGAAAUUUUUUUCAAAAAAAUCGAAAAGGGAGAAAUUUUUGUUUGACGUCACAAUUCUUACUUCCAUUAGUGAAAAAGAUAUUAUUUUUUUCCUUUAUUUUUCAAUCUUCACUAUUCAAAAUCGAUUUUUAGAAUUCUCGUCGUGCUCUAAGUGAUACAUUUCUGUUCAGAAUGGUGCUUUCGAUACAAUGACAAAGGAGGAUCGGGAAACUUUUGCUUUUCUCCGCGAACCUUUGGUCCGCACUUACUCCAAACGACUAGCCGAACGAAACCCGAAUUUUGUUCUUGAGGUUUUGUGAAAAAGUUUUGUGGAAAAUAAUCACGGUUUAAUUCAGGAAGAAGAAGAAGACAGCGAGAAUAUUGAUUAUGAUCAGACCGGGGACAGCAUCGAUGACGAGGAAAUUGAGGAAGUGAUCCAUCUUAGGUGAUUAGAAUAGUUAUCGAAAAGGAAAAAAAUUUAUUUGGGCAAGUUCAAAUUGAAAAAAUCCUGUUGUAUCUAUGUGUUUCUGUAAAAAAAAGUUAUUUGUAGUAAAGGAAAAUUUACGAAAAUAAAAUGGUUUUUUAAAACAGUUGAUAGCUUUUUACGGCACAAAAUUAUUCUCUAUUUUUAGUUCGAACUCCAAGAAUAUGUUCAGAAAUGGCCGAGAGUACAGAAGAUCUUCGACGAACCUAAAAAAUCGCCGAUCUUCAUCUGCCCAUCCACAUGUUCCCACGGGAAUUUCCAACAAAAGAAGCAGAAGUCGAGCUCUCGCCACGGUUACCACGACUAUUGAGGAAGAGCCAGUGGGGAAAAGUGCUAUAAAAAGGAAAUUUGAAUAGUUUUUUAGGUGGAAGGAACGCCGCCAAAACGCUCACGAGACGCUUCGCGGAAACUGAAGGAAGAAGUCACGACGACUACGACCACCACGACCACCACCAUGGCUUCGGCGGUCCCAUCGAGCAGCCGCGGCCGCGAAACCAACCAGCGAAGUGUCCACAGGAGUAUGACGCGAAGGAGCAUGAGCGUCGACAGUGUCCCGGCAGUCAAGGUGUGGAAUUGGGUGAAAAAUGGCGGAUAUAAUAGCUCGGAUAAAUUCCGUUCAGAUACACUUCCCUAAGUGACUUUCCUAGAGAGGCGGUUAAGGUGUAGCAUUGGGCCAAAAAUAAGGGGGAUGUAUUGGAAAGGCUAACUCAGAGCAUUUCUGUUCAGAUAGAAUUUUUCAAGAAAAUCUCAUGAGAGGCUGUUAAGGUGUGGAUUUUGCAAAAAUUAGCCUGUCAAAAUUUGAAAAAGAGCUCAAUAAUUAAUAAGAAAGGAAAGGUCAGAAGAAGACUUUCUUUUCAGCGCUAUGAAAGCGCUAAAUAAUUAGUUAUUGCGUUAAAUUUUGCCUUAUUAGCGCAUUUGAACAUGAGCAAGUUUUCAAAGAUUUUCCAUCAAUCAGCUUGAAAAAAUUAGUUGAAAAGAGUCCAUCAAUAAUGAAUGAUGAAAAAGAAACCAGAAAAGAUGAUUUUUCUGUUUAGCGCCAUGAAAAAGCUGAAGAAUUUUUCAAUGAAUUGAUUCUUAGAAUUCUUUUAAAGCGCUUUUCAAGUUCUUUUUAAUUGCAAAUAGUUUUUUCUUGACAAAUUUGAAAUGGAUCUGUUUUUUGAAUCAUUUUUUUGGAAAUUCAGCUUUUAUGAAGAUCUUUUAAGGAAGGAAAAAAUACGUUCAAAUGGGCUUGAAAAGGUACAGAAAGCUUUUCUUGUCAAAUGUACUGCGUAGAUUUUUUUUUCUAUGGGAAAAGGAAGAAAAAAUAUGGUUUAAAAAAAUUCGUAGUUAGCAGGUGCUGGAGACUUUUUUUUAAAUCACUGUUUUGCGAGAUUUUCAGUCACUCUAUUUUGUGAAAGUUGGUUUUUCAACAGUACUUUCCACUAUCCAGAAGCCUCAAUGAGAAAAAUUGUUUUUCCUUUAAUGUCCAGAAUCGAAACAAAUUUUUUUCAAUUUUCAGCCAGCAGUAACCCCAGCGUACGGCCUCAACAAUCAGUUCACGAAAAGCACACUGGAUAUGCGCUCCUCGAGAACUCCGAUGGCCCCUUCGUGGACUACUGACGUCACCAACGACGCUCCUUUCCGCCGCCAUGCCUUUGUUGAUGCUGGAAUUGUAAUUUCCCUAUAUUCCUUGCUGUAUUUUGGAUUUUUUGUUCUUUAGCGCGUUACCAAGUGCGACGAGUGCCACACAACUAUCACUCUGUUCUCCGGAAAAGCCCUGCGAUGCAAAGAUUGCCAUCAGGAGGUCCACAAGAACUGCGCUACGUAGGUUUUUCCGUGAAUAAUGAGAGGAAAAUCGAUGAAUGAAAAUUGUAAUGGAAAUUGGUGUAGAUAACUUCUACCUAGACAGGGGAAACUUGGGAGAACAUAGAAUAUUUUCAGAUUGACAGGAGAAUUUUAGAGUUGUUAUUUUGCUCAGGAAUGUUCUUAUAUGAGAGGAAUUGAGCUAGUGACUAAUUUCUUAAAUGAUUUAAUAAUUUUGAAUACAGCAAAAAAACUGGUCGCAUUCAAUAAAUUUUCCAAAAUUUCCGUUACCAAUUGAAUAGUUUGAGUUGAUUUUUGGUUUUUGUGGAAUUGAAACUGUUUUCUAUCUGUAUUUUUUUUUAGCAAAUUUUUGAUCUAAAACUAAAAUGAGACCGAUUUUUUUCGUUUUUUAUUCUAUUUUUGCUUUUUUGAAAAAUAUAUUUUUUUUUCUUUGAAACUACGGGAGAAGCAAAUAAUAUCUACUGAACUUUGGAGUUUUUUUCACUUUUUUCUAAGCUACUCAUUGAUCAAAACUGACGUUAGAAGAUGAAAAAAAUGUCAAAAUUCGAAUAUUCCGCUAAACCGUAUUUUAGGGAUCCAAAUUGAAUUUUCCUGGGGGGGUUUUUUUUUACUUUUUUUUCUUCCUUAACGCCCAGAGAAAUUUUUUGAAUUUUUUUUUGUCAAUUUGAUCACAGGAAAAACUAGGAAUUUAAUUUAUUUAUUUUAAACAAAGCAUAAAACUUCCUUUUCCAGCCGCUUGCCUUUGCCAUGUAUUCCUCGCCAAAAAUGCAUUGCGACGCCGAAAAGCGCUGGCCGAACCAACAAACGUGUUUACCGUCUUCAGGUUAUCAUUAUUUUUCCCAUUAAUUUAAUGUUCAUUAUUUUCUAGGACUUCUGCACUCAAUCCAAACCCAUGAUUCCCUUCCCAGUUGUCCAUUGCGUCAUCGCCCUGGAACGCAAAGGACUGCACGUCGAGGGACUCUACCGAGUGCCUGGAUCCAAAACUGCUGUAAAUUUAUCCCAUUGCGAAAAGUGAACACAAGAAUUCGAAUCAAGGUCCUCAUGCUGCUGAACGAACUGCGCACUUCGAGGAGUGUGCCGAGAUUGCAUCUGCAAGACCCCGAAGUCAUUACGGAGACGCUGAAGCGCUUCUUGGAUGGGCUCUUGGUGAGAGUUUUUUUUAUUGGAAAGUUUGAGAAAUGAAAUGCUAGAGACUGUAACUAGAAAAUGGAUUCAAAGCUGGAUGAAUCGGAUAAGAGUUGAAAAUACGAAAAAUUGUUACGUCCAUUUCUUUUUUCGUGUAUGGUCUCUUUUUGAGCUUCGAUCAUUUUCAUGAAUUUUUUUAAAAGAAUUUUGAUCAGUUUUAAAAAUUGUGAGACCAUGUAGCUCUCGCUGUUUGUGAAUUUUUUUGAGAUACUCGAAAAGCGAGAUUUUUUUAAGGAAAGGAAAACAUUAACCUUUUCGUCUUAAUAUCAACCAAGAAAGGUGUUUCAAUUCUGAAAUAAAAGACCAGAAACGACGCAUUCUUUGUUUGGGGGGCUAUUUUUCCGAGCAACUUGAAAGUUUAUCGACCACAAAGAGAAAAUUGAUAAAAUAAAAUAUUCCGAUUUUUAAUCAUAUUGAAAAUUUUGUACCCAAGUGAACUUCAACUUUUAGGACCCCCUGGUGCCAAGAACUUCGCGAGACGAGUUCAUCACCGCCGCCGCGCUCUACACUUCGGAUCCGGACGCCGGAAUGCGUGCCCUGAACAAGGCGAUCUGCGAGCUUCCGCAGCCCCACCGCGACACCAUGGCCUAUUUGUUUGUUCACUGGGAAAAGGUGAACUUUUCAAGAUUUUCAAGCAAAAUUCUGUGUUUUAAGGUUGUCGCUUCGGCCGACAUGAACAAGAUGCCGGCGAGGAACAUGGCCCGCGUCUUGGCGCCCUGUGUGAUGGGCCAGCCCGCCCACAAGCUGGAGACGAUGAGGACCGCGACGCAAGACGCCGCCGACUGUGAGAACGCCAUGAUGGCCCUCUUCGCCUUCGAUUCGGUGCGAUUUUCGAGUUUCAUGAGUAAAAAUUGAACAGAAAAAAAAACCUUAAGCUAAGAUUUUUUUUUAUCGCACUAGUUUAAUAAGCCGUGGUCCGCCCGCGGAAUGACUUAUGGAAUGUAGUGGGUUACGGCAGACUCUUAAGGUGAACCGCGACGCAUUUAGCCAUUCCAAAUGCGAACAGAAGGUUCGCGUAUCGAAUUCAGUGUGUUUAAUCAGUAUGAAGGGUGAGAAAGUAAAUAUGAAGAGGACAUUAUUAUGACAAGAUUUAUUGAAAGUUAUACUGAAAGUUUACUGAAAGUUAGAAAAGCCUUUUUUGAAAAAUCAUUGUUUUUCUUCACUUUGAACAUAUUAGAAGUUGAGAGCUUGGGUUUUUAGAUAUUUUAUAAGAAUCUGUUUUCAUUUUUGCUUUUAAAACUUUAAACAUUCCUGGAUUUUAAUAGUCAAGAAAACAAAAAAUAAACCUCACUGAAAACCCUAUUUUUCAGACCUACUGGCGCCGCUUCCUGAGCACCAUCAAUGAUCGCGUGGAAGUGACUCGGAACGACCGAACGCCCAACGCCUUGGACCGCAGCAUCCUGGGACCCGUGAGCCAUUCUCCGGCUUCCGAAACCCCGAUUCUUUCCCAGCGACGACGCCCGACUCAUCAUCUCCUCGGCGGGCUCUGA
This is a messenger RNA of Caenorhabditis auriculariae, 5591 nucleotides long. The record is from the annotation of a GenBank genome assembly. NCBI's taxonomy places the organism in Eukaryota, Metazoa, Nematoda, Chromadorea, Rhabditida, Rhabditidae.